AUGUCAGCAUACUUUGGAGCAAUUUCACUUGACAAGCUCGCCAAUACUUUGAACAAUGCAGCACAGAAGACGCAACAGAAAUUGAGCGAGACCCAAGAACAUCUCACGCAUGCCAUUCAAAACAUCAAAAUAGAUGACCCUAAGACCAUCUUAUCCCUGAAGACACGCAAAAGGCAACUGCAGGAGACGUUGGGCUCUGCAAAGGAUAUCUCGCAGCUGCCCCCUCAGUACGGAUUCUUGGAGAGGAAAUGCGAUGCUAUUGAACAGGUAUGCAAGAAGAUUUUGGUCGUCAGCAAGACUUUUGAGGUAGAGGGCUACGACUACCCCCCCAAUCCAACAGAAAGCAUAUCUGACUGGUGGAACACGUCUACGAAGGAGACCAGAUUCCUAAAGUUCGGUAAGGGAGGAACGGACAAGCAAAAGGAGGACAAACAGAAGCAGGCAGCUGGCAGCUCCGAUCCUCCGUCGUUUGCCCAUGCACUCCACCGCGCGGCGAAGGGCUCACAGGGGAUAAUCCAGGAGCUGAAGGAGCAAGCGGAAGAGGAACAAGAGCAGGAGGUAGAAAUCGACGAAGAUGUCGAGUCGCUAAUUAAGAUGUUUGGAACCUGGGCCGACGCACAAUACAAUAUGGACAUAGCUAAGCGGGAAAUGGACCAGUUCAUGGUGAAGGAGUUCAACGAGAAACUGAAACACCUGCUGGAGGUGGAAUUUAAAAAAGGCCACACGUUGCGCAGAAAAGUCGAGGAAUCACGGCUAACAUUUGACACCUUGAAAUACGAGCAGCACGAACGCGAUGCAGCGCUGGCCAAGAAGCAGGACGAAGCCAAACAAGCUGAGGGCGCCACUCCCUCCACCGGUGUUACUCAGUCUUCCACAGCAGACCUGGCUUUUUACGCACAGCUAGAGGACGCCGAGGACGAGUUUGUUUCGAACACAGCUGAAGCCGUGGAGUUCAUGACCAGCAUCGCAGACGCUACAAAGCUAAUAUCCCUGGUCAAACUCUUCCAGAACUUCCAACUGGUGUACCACAGAAAAUGCGUUCAGGAACUGGAGGUAAGCCUUAAUAGUCUGACAUCGCUAGAAGAGUCGAACUAA
Molecule: messenger RNA, 1095 nt
Organism: Eremothecium gossypii ATCC 10895
Lineage: Eukaryota; Fungi; Ascomycota; Saccharomycetes; Saccharomycetales; Saccharomycetaceae
Exons: 1
Coding region: 1-1095 (364 amino acids)
Source: RefSeq, marked provisional